CUGGUGUAUGUAACCUAGUAAUCACAAAAUGACGUAGCAAAAUCAAGGUAAAACCUUUGCACUUCGUGACCGCUUUCACGAUCGUUGUAGUCUCGCAACGGUAGAAGUUAUUAAUUAUAGAACACUGCCUGCAACAAGUUUUCUUCAGCAGCGUAAACGUUUCACCGCGCGUGCAGUAUAACUUUCUCAACAGUAGUUCGAUCAAAGGAAACAUUCGUCUCGGCACCUCGAGUUUCGUCACAAAAGCCGAGCCUCAGCCUUGAAUCGGUCGCGUCUGCAAUCGACCUUUCAACACUUCAAGAGACGUCAGGGCGCACGUGCCUUCGUCGACGAUGCAAAGACGCGCUGAAAAUUUCCCGCUGGCAUAGCAGGGAAAAUUGUAGCCUGACCUUCAUCCUCCUGUUCCCAACCGAAACCUUUCAUCCAGCCCACAAUACGCAAGCUUGAUCGAACCAUCAGAGAAGAUUGAAGAUGAUGGAUCCGCCUCGACAUGCUUGUCGAGGUCGGCCAAUGGUGUGUCCAGGACCGUGCAAUCCACUAAAGGCUCAUCAUCACCAUCAUCACCGUCGUCGCCAUCAUCGUCAGAAACCCGAUAUGACGGGAAUUGUCACGCCAGGGAAAGACGUACUCUUGCCGGAUGAGUUUUCUCAAAUAACGCUGCUGAGAUCUUUAAAGACAGACGCUUCUGUCACAUCUGUGACUUCGAAGGAUGCUAUGUCGAUCUCCACAACCUCAUCCUCCACCAAAAUUGCUGUGAUCAGAAUUCCGAAAACUUCUCAGUCCAAAAAAACCGAUGUUCCUCCGAUUAUACAACAAAUUCUGUCACCGGACAGACUGGAAAUGCUCGGAGAACCGUCGAAACCGAGAACCGAGAAGACGAGUGAGUUGGCGCCUUUGAGAAAAAUUGAAUCGCCGAUUGCAGCGAGAACGACAACCUACCCGAAGGAAACAGCUGCGAGGGUAACACCGUAUCAGACACCGAGGAAUUGUCUGAACAAAGUAAUAUGCGCGAUUAUGAUGAAACUGAACAGACUGACGUUGAAGAUAACGUCGCCUCUUUUACUGUGUCUGACAAUCCUGAUGAUCUACGUGGGAAUUCAUAUAUUAUUGACUAUAAUCGCACGAACAUCUGCGUACCAGUUUUUCAUGUCCAGUCAGAUCUGCGGGGUCCUCGCGUUUCUUAUGUGGCGACUGACCGGCACGAUACUAAUCUGAACCACGCGAAUAGAUAAUGCAUCGAGAUAAUACGCUGCCAGACAAACACCGAAAUUGAUCGACGUGUCUUAUACUAAUUUAUCAUAAUUACAUAUACAUAUGUAAAACAGUUACAUAAGCUCUUCCGUUAAAGCAUGGAUUAAUUAAUUGAUGUUCGGUGGUAAAUUAAUGAGUUCUAUGAGUCUAGGAAACGUCACAUGUGAACAUUAGAAUUCUAAGAAGUGAGAUUAUAUUUGGAUUUCAAAAGUCUAUGAGAAUUAAUUGAUCAAUAUUAAUUAUUGGAGAACGUUAUGAUUAAUGAUGCUACUGAAAUAACUGCCAUUUUUUUA
This is a messenger RNA of Trachymyrmex cornetzi, 1544 nucleotides long. RefSeq lists its product as uncharacterized. The record is from RefSeq and is a predicted model, not a curated record. Lineage: Eukaryota; Metazoa; Arthropoda; Insecta; Hymenoptera; Formicidae. The coding region runs from base 472 to 1215 and encodes 247 amino acids. The transcript has 3 exons.